Messenger RNA from Otolemur garnettii (small-eared galago), 3117 nucleotides. RefSeq names its product tudor domain containing 5 (gene TDRD5). The coding region runs from base 1 to 3117 and encodes 1038 amino acids. The transcript is spliced from 17 exons. Gene Ontology annotation, biological process: germ cell development; spermatogenesis. The record is from RefSeq and is a predicted model, not a curated record. NCBI's taxonomy places the organism in Eukaryota, Metazoa, Chordata, Mammalia, Primates, Galagidae.
AUGUCUGAACAAGAGCGCAUACAGGAAUGCCUGAGGAAAGAAAUAAGGUCGCUUCUCAUUUCCACCAAAGAUGGUUUGACCCCACAGCAGUUGGAAAAGGAAUAUCUUUUGAUGGUUGGCAGCCAUCUACCACUGCGAGUCCUUGGAUAUCGGUCCACUAUGGAGCUGGUGUUGGACAUGCCUGAUGUUGUUAGUGUCUGCCCCUGCGGGGACGGUACUGUAAUAUUGAAAGCCAUUCCGGAUGAAUCCACCAAAGGAAUAGCAAGUUUAGUUGCAAAACAGAGGAGCAGCCAUAAGGUUCGAAACUCCAUGCAGAAGGGACGGGCCAGUGUGUGUUCUGGGCCAACCUCUCGUCGGAGAGUACCUUACCGAGGAAGGGUUCCCCCUAUUCUUCCUGCUGUUGUGAAGAGUGAAUUGAAGGACCUGUUAGCGUUAUCUCCUGUUCUCCUUUCUGAUUUUGAAAGAGCAUUUUCCAGGCGAUUUGGGCGAUCAUUCCAAUAUAUGCAAUAUGGAUUCCUCUCUAUGUUUGAAGUGCUGAAUGCAGCUUCUGAUGUCAUUUCUGUAGAGCAGACCAGAGCAGGUUCUUUGUUGACCCUAAAGAAGAGUGUAGUAGAGGACAAGCAGAGAGGAUGGUCAGCAGGUAAAAUUUUUACCCAGCCAUUUAGAAUGAAACAAGGGUCAUACUCCACAGGCUCCCCGGUAGCAAAGGCACGAUUUUCACAACCUACUUCAAACAUGGAACCACCAAAGCAAAUACUGAACAUGGAAAAGACUUCCAAGUUAAAUGGAAGUGGAGUAGUGGAGACUUCCAGACUGAAUCACACUGAAAAAUUAAGCCAGUUGGAAAAUACAUUCAAAUCAGUUAUUGCACAAAUUGGACCUGGAGGAACUGUCAGUCCAGAACUAAAACAUAAGAUAAAAUUUGUUGUAUCUAAGUUUCCAGAGGGUUUGUUCAUUUCUAAACUACUUAGGGAGUUUGAGUUAACUUUUAAAGAGCAGCUUUCACCAAAAAAAUUGGGCUUUCUAAAUGUGACAGAACUUGUUGGAGCUCUUAGUGACAUUCUCCAUGUUGAGUUCAGGGAAGGAGAACAAGACUUAAUAGUGUUUGAUGCUGAUAAGAAGCCUCUACCACCUGUUCAAUCAGAUAAGAAAAUAGAAGCCAAAGCUUAUGUCUCCAGUCCCCCUAGAAAUUCACUGUCUGCUACUCCAAUCAAGGGGACUUCAUGGGAUUGCCCUUCAAAAAACUACAAAGAACCACAACAGAAGAUUUACAAGAAGCCCAAUGUGGUGGUAAAGCCUUUACAGCUGCAAGUAGAAAUGAACAAAUCACAGCUCAACCUGCCAGUGGCAAAUCAUGACAUCCCACCAGAUGCUGUACGGGACAAGAAAUUAUGCAGACUUCCGCCAUUAGAUACCAGUACCCUUGUAGGGGUCUUUGUGGAAUAUAUCAUCUCUCCUAGUCAAUUCUACAUCCGUAUCUAUAGCAGGGAUUCAUCAGAGUUACUCGAAGACAUGAUGAUUGAAAUGCGGCGCUGUUAUUCUAAUCAAUUGGUUUCUGAUCGAUAUGUCAUGCCUGAAUCUUUUAUCCAACCGGGACAUCUCUGUUGUGUGAGGAUUUCAGAGGAUAAGUGGUGGUAUCGGGUCAUUAUCCAUCGAGUCCUUGGAAAACAGGAAGUUGAAGUGUUCUAUCCAGACUUUGGAAAUAUCGGAACUGUUCAGAAAUCCUCUCUGAGGUUCCUCAAGUGCUGCUACACAAAGCUUCCAGCUCAGGCUAUCCCUUGUUCUUUGGCUUGGGUGAGACCAGUAGAGGAACACUGGACAUGCAGAGCUAUUUUGCAGUUUCAGAAGUUGUGUGGUUUGAAGCCAUUGGUAGGGGUAGUGGAUGAAUAUGUAGAUGGAAUCCUUAAUAUUUUUCUGUGUGAUACAUCCUCAAAUGAAGACAUAUAUUUCCAUCAUGUCUUAAGAACAGAGGGCCAUGCAAUUGUUUGCCGAGAAAAUGUCCCUUCUAAGGGUUUCAGAGAACUCAACCCUUUAGCUUUAUACACUAAAUCCAGUGGAGGGCCAGAGGAUGUUGUCUUGACAGAACUGGGUUAUCCUUCCCAGCAGCACUAUUUUAAUGAAGACCGAAAGAUAAGUCCACAAUCAAAAGAGAGUGAAUUACAUACCCUGCAAGAUAUUAGUGAAAAGAAGUCUUUAAGUCACCCUAAAUGUGAGUCAAAGGAGCCAUUAAAGGAUUCUGAAUUUAUUUCUUUGAAAACCCAUGAAAAGACCUGUGAAGAAGAUCCAAAGUUGUCCAUCUCAGAGCCAAAGGAUCUGAAGGAAGAAAAUGAGGAUGAUAUCCCCACUGGAAUGCCAUGCUUGGAGUCAGUGACUAUAGGUGAUGAUAUUUGGGAUGAGAACUGGUUACCUCUGCAGGCUAAGAUGGGAGAUGGAGAUAAUGCUGCUUCCCAUCUGUUUACCUCAAGGCUUGGUGGAAAGAAACCAUAUCCAUCAUGUGAAGAAAUACCACAGAAGGAUUGGUGUUUUUCUGCAUCCGGAGAUAUAUGGGAUGAUUCAUGGCAGCCUUCAGGUCCUGUGAGUGGAAUGAAAGUAGAAGUUCAAAAACCAGAAGGACUGAGUUCUCAGGAGAAAAAUACUAAUGCAACCAGGAUUCAAAAGCAGCCGAACUCAGAGGAUUCUCCAGAUUCUUCUAUACUGCCCAAAUUGGAAGAAUUCUGCAUCUCUGUUAUCCAGUCGCAGCAGUCAACAGAAGGGGGCCAGUUUGAACCUACCAACAUUCAGACUCAGCUCAAUCAAAUUCAGCUAUCCACAGCAGCCCUUGAUUCCACUCCUGCAGUAGUUGAUUCCCCCCCAAACCAGUCAGGUUCAGUGGAAAGCUCUCCAAGGAGCCUAAAGAAUGAAGACUUUUCUAGUAGCCAUGCUGUUACAGUGUUCAAAGACAAGAGUCAAGGAGCCAUGGACCAGCUCUCUUUGAUCUUAUCUUCUGAGCACCAGAUUUCUCAGAAGCUCUACAUUCCUCGAAGUACAGCCACUGCUGCCUUAGGAGCUGCUGCACGGUUAGCUAUGUCCAGGAGCCUUCUACACUGGUACCCCAGUGUGAAAAGGAUGGAAGCGUGA